This is a messenger RNA of Sinocyclocheilus grahami, 1127 nucleotides long. RefSeq names its product bcl2-associated agonist of cell death-like. The record is from RefSeq and is a predicted model, not a curated record. Gene Ontology annotation, biological process: apoptotic process. The transcript has 4 exons. The coding region runs from base 475 to 918 and encodes 147 amino acids. NCBI's taxonomy places the organism in Eukaryota, Metazoa, Chordata, Actinopteri, Cypriniformes, Cyprinidae. Gene Ontology annotation, cellular component: mitochondrion.
UGCGAUUGGCUGAUCGAAGAAGCCGAAAGCGCCCUGAUUGGCCGAGAGCGGAGAGCUACUGUAAACGACCACGAACAACAAUAUCCGAGCCGAAAUGAGAUCAUACACACUGUAGUGAUAACAACAACCGGACUGGAAAUUUGCCACUCUACUGCUUGCGGCGAGAAGACAAUCAUUUCGACUAAAUGUCACGAAAAACGGGAUAUUUUUUCCAUUAUUUUUGGCCGACGACGUUUUCAGAUGAGCACGACUCAACCUUGGACAUAUGAAACUUAUAUAAAGUAGCAAUUAUAGCUAUUGUUGUUGUUUGGGUGUGUCACAUGCCAUGAGGCAAUCAAUAUAUGUUGAGAACUGGAGAAGCAACUCUUAAGCGUACUGGAGAUAAGAAGGAAUAGCAUCUAGUGCCACUGACAACUGAGACGAGCACAUUCAUAUCUAUUGUCCUGGAAUUCGUCCAGAUCCACAGCUCUUACAAUGGAUAACACACUGCAUGACCAUCAAGAUGAUUCCAGCACCUGGAAUGACAAAAAGAAAGGAAGAGAAGAGACAAUCAAAAACCAAGGACAACAUCAGGAUCAAACCUUGCCAAACAUUUCUCCUCAAGGGCGUGUGCGGCUCUAUUCGGAGUCUCAGGUGUAUACGGUGAGCCGCUGGCAGGAAGCAGAGCCCCAGGAUGGAGCAUUGGUGGAGGAGAACGGAGGAACGGGAGAUGGACUUCCAUUCAGAGGUCGUUCUCAGUCUGCUCCUGCUGCUCUGUGGAAAGCAAAGAAGUACGGGCGACAGCUGAGGAGAAUGAGCGAUGAAUUUGACACAUGGCUCGACAAAGGGGAGGUCAAAAGAGCGAACAGCCAGAAACAGACCUACCGAGGAUGGUUCUCGUUCCUCUGGAGUUCCAAAGAAGAGGAGGGCAGAGAAUGAAGUAGCCAUGCUUUAAACAGCAUAAGAACAGUUACCAGAGAGCUGCACUCAGAUGAAGGCUGGUCUGAUCACCAUCAUGGCCUUUUUGUCAAUCAAUGUGCUCAAGCUAGUACAAAACCAAUCUGAGAGAAUGGUAUAACCUCUGCAAUAACGUAGGUUUAUAUAAAGGAAUUGUCAGUGUUAAUUCAAUUUGACAAUCUUAAGAGGGA